AUGUCGUGGUGGAAGAGUUGGUAGCCCUGCACAUGUCCAUCCGAGAAUUACGUCACAGGUGGGCACAAGCCGCAGUCAUUCGCCGGCGCCUCCCUGCAGUCUCAGGUAGCAGCGGCGAUGCGAAGUGCUGUUGCUUUGUACUGAGUGAGCGUGAAAGAACCCUCGUGACGAUAUAUGGUGAUGAACGUGUGGGCCUUUACGUUGUGGAAACAGAAGGUGGUAACACGGAGAGCAAGUGGAAGAAACCUUGGGAGACUUCCAUGACUCAGGAACAAGCACACCUCACUGGGAGCCUUGUGACUGACAGGUGGUUCAGACCGACUGGGAGACAUGACGUCAGUGCCACCACGCAGGGAGUAAAACCAAGAGGAGGAAGAGGAGCAUUCAAGAGACAUCAGCUGGCCAGCAGUCCAUUCAGUUUGUGGCCCUGAUUUGUAAGUGCCAGGAAGACUAUGGUGAAGGCAGACCACAAACCUUUCAUUGGACAUGAGUGGCGAACGGCAGUGAAAAUAUGGCAGUGUCUGAUUCUUUGCACCAAAACACAGUGUGCUUAUUAACAGAUUUAUUCACUGUUCACUCAUUUGCUCAUCUCUAAAGGAGUGAAGAGUGUGCACUGAAUUUCACAACAGGAAGUGAAGGAUGAAGCAUGAAGGUUUUAGGCCAAAAUGAACAGACAGCAAUCAGGAAUGACACGUCCAGCAAAACCAGCAACACAGCAGAGUGCAGCCUCUACAAGUGGUGGAGGGCAUGGACACUUGGAUAUGGAUGACACUGGUUUGGGUGCCAAAUAUUAAUAGUGCACCUACACAAUUACCACACUCGAUCCUCUCACCAGGCUUAACUAUAAAUAAUUAAAGCAUGGAGGAGUGAGGAGGCACAUCUGUCUGUGAUUAGGGAAUGCAAAUGACGAUGUUCCAAGGACAUCACCCUGUCCUGGGACAUGACAUGAGAGAGAAGAGGAAAAAAGGUCUCUCUCUCUCUCUCUCUCUCUCUCUCUCUCUCUCUCUCUCAGAGUUUCCAUAACACCAAACUGCUCUGGUGUUAAUUUCAUGAGUUGCUGAAUAAUAGAAAUGGGAAUGUUAGUUCAAUGCAUUUAGCUCUGAGUAUGAAAGAAUGACAAGAAAGAAUGCAGAGGACACUAGAACACAUGCACAGAAAACUGAAAGAUUUUUAAACUUUUGAAUAGGUGUAGGAAAAAAAAAAAAAAAAAAAAAACUGCAAAAUCAGUGUCUCCUUAAAACAACACAUGACAGCAAUGAUAACUCACACAACAAUAAUGCUUGAUGAAGACUAUAUUUCCAACACAGAUUUAUGAGAACAUUUGGCAAAGCUGUGCACUGUUUACUUGUGUUAAAACUAUGCCAUGAUUUGAGAGGAAAGUUGGUUAGUCAUUAUAGGGUUAAGAUGAUAUAAGGGUGUUUAUUUUAGCUAAUUUCCAAUGACUCCUAAUAUAAGAUUAAAACUUUAAUGAUUAAGUAACUAUUUCAUUGUUUACAUUAAUUUACACCAAAAUUUCGCAACUACAACCUCAGGGAUGUUUAGUUAAUCCAAUUUUGUUCACAACUACUACAUUUUUUCCAAUGGUUUACCCAUAGUACAACACAAACAACUACAAUAUCAUUCAUGCUAUUUCAUUCCAAAAAAAAAAUUCACAACUAUGUACAUGAUCUAGUUUACAAUAAAAGGAUUUUGAACAAUA
Molecule: messenger RNA, 1699 nt
Organism: Scylla paramamosain (green mud crab)
Lineage: Eukaryota; Metazoa; Arthropoda; Malacostraca; Decapoda; Portunidae
Exons: 7
Coding region: 33-431 (132 amino acids)
Source: RefSeq, a predicted model, not a curated record